Molecule: messenger RNA, 504 nt
Organism: Pyricularia oryzae 70-15
Lineage: Eukaryota; Fungi; Ascomycota; Sordariomycetes; Magnaporthales; Pyriculariaceae
Exons: 1
Coding region: 1-504 (167 amino acids)
Source: RefSeq, a predicted model, not a curated record
AUGCCUCCCAACUCGCCAUUCCACCCGUUCCCCUCGGCCGACGCCUGGCACGCAGCCAACAUCAAGCGCCUCGCCGUGGGGUGCGGGCUGGGCGCCAUCGAGGACCGAGACCUCCCCGGCAUCAACCUGCGGCUGUGCCAGGAGUGCGACCGCGUCUUCGAGGCGACCAACCUGCUGACGGCCCGCCUGGACGAGCGGCGCUACACGUGCUGGGCGCCCGAGUGCGUCGCCCGCUGCGGGGACUACUACAUCCAGUGGCCCGAGCUGCGCGCCUCGGUGGUGGGCGGCUUCCGCGCCGCCGACGUGGGUCCCGCCGUGGAGAGGCUCGUCCGCCACAAGCACGAGGAGCACCUGCGGCUGGUGGAGGAGCUGGCGAGGAGGUUGGCCGAGGGGGCAAGUGCUGGUGCUGGUGCGGCGUCGAAUGGCCAGCAGCAGAGGGACGCCGCGACGGUGUUGAGGCAGGCGUGGCAGCGUUCUCGGCAGCUGGACCCGGCCAACAAGUGA